AAAAUGAAGACAUCUAAUAACCCUGUCUACUUAUAUGCCUUAUUCCUGGUAACCAUCUUUACUCUUUCGCCCGUCGUUAAAGCAGCAUGUUCAGCCUCAGUUGACUAUUCCGCAUGUAUCGCGUCGGGAAGCUCCUCAUCGGCUUCUUGCACUAGUACACCAAAUAACUAUAUCUGCCAGUGUAAUGCUCUUUCAGCAAUGGCCACGCAAAUGCAGGUAAAAAACAUAAUUCCCAAGUUACUUUACUUAACGAUUACUAAUUCUCUCGAAAAAACUUCUCAGCCUGCUUUCAGUCAAAUAUGUUCCUUAGCCGCUAGUCAGAGUUCUACCGCAUUUCCUAAAGUGACUCAAACUACGACUCAACCUCAAACUACACCAACAGCCGCUUUAACCCCCGCUCUGACUACGUCAUCGAUACCAACGCCUACUGCUUCAACCACUCCUACCAAGAGCGAUGCCUCUAUUAUU
Acaulospora colombiana is the source of this 468-nucleotide messenger RNA. NCBI's taxonomy places the organism in Eukaryota, Fungi, Glomeromycota, Glomeromycetes, Diversisporales, Acaulosporaceae. The record is from the annotation of a GenBank genome assembly.